AUGCAUCAGCGGGCGGCGACAGAAGGAGGAACCGAGGCGGCGCCUGCUCACUCGGCCACAGCUGUCACUCUCAGCUCGACCGGCUCCGCUUCUCCCCCCCGUUCCACCUCCUCCCUGCCGGGGGAAGCGAGAGGACUCUCCCGGUGCCCUGCAGAGCGACGGCUGCCCUUAACUUUGCCGUCCUGGUCGGCAACGCUACAAAGCCCAGGCGUCCGCCCACCUCCUUUCCUCGUCUCGCCUGAGCUCCGGCAGCAUGGCCGCCCCCGCCGGCGCGGAGGUGAAGGAGCUCAACCCGGUGGACUUCAUCCAGCUCCAGCAGUACAUUGAAUAUUGCAGCCUGAAGGUGAAAGACGUGCUGCGGGAGUUUGAUGCAGAUGGCCGCCUUGCCCGCCACAGGCACGGAGAGUGCAUCAACGAAGAAGGCUUUCGUCUUUUCCUCAAGACUUACUUGGAAGUGGACGACUUCCCGGCAGAUCUGUGCCAGCGGCUCUUUCGCUCUUUCCAGAACUCGGAACCCGCCCAGCUAGACUGUGCCAAGGAGGUGUUUCUGAAGGAUGUUUCCUGUUACUUCUCCCUGCUGGAGGACGGUCAGCCGCGGGACAAGUUGGAGUUCGCUUUCAAACUCUACGACCGAGACGGUAACGGCGUCCUGGACAGCUCGGAAGUGGACAGAAUCAUCGCCCAGAUGAUGCACGCCGCCGAGUACUUGGGAUGGGACGUGUCCGAGCUCAGGCCGGUGCUGAAGGACAUGAUGAAGGCGAUCGACGCUGACAGCAGCGAUACGGUCUCUCUGGAGGAGUGGGUGGAGGGAGGCAUGAACAACGUGCCCCUGCUGGUCCUGCUGGGCUUGAAGAUGACCCAGACGGACGGUCAGCACUUGUGGAGGAUGAAGCAUUUCAACAAGCCCGCCUACUGCAACGUGUGCCAGAGCAUGCUGCUGGGCCUCAGGAAGCAAGGCCUGUGCUGCACCUGCUGCAAGUACACCGUGCACGGCCGCUGCGCCAACAGGAACCCGGCCCCUUGCGCCAGAACCUACGUCAAGUCCAAGAAAGAAACAGGGGUUCCCGUGCACGACUGGGUGAGCGGCAACUGCGACUCCAGGAAGUGCGACAAGUGCCAGAAGAAGAUCAAGAGCUUCCAAGGCCUGACGGGCAAACACUGCGUGUGGUGCCACUCCAUGCGUCAUGACGCGUGUGCGGCCGAGGAGCCCAGCGAGUGCACGUGCGGCCCGCUCCGAGACCACAUCCUGCCCCCGUGGGCCGUCUAUCCUGUCAUUAAGGACAGAUCCAACAACGGCUGCUCCGCUCAGACGGACGACGCCGAGCUCAACACAACUCCUGACGGACAGAUCCUACAGAUCAGCCCCGUGCCCAACACACACCCUCUUCUUGUGUUUGUCAACCCCAAAAGUGGAGGCAAGCAGGGGGAAAGGGUCCUGCGUAAGUUUCAGUACCUGCUGAACCCUCGACAGGUGUACAACCUCUCCAAUGGCGGACCAGCGGCGGGCCUGAGCUUCUUCAGGGACAUUCAGGACUUCAGGAUCCUGGUGUGCGGCGGCGACGGUACAGUGGGAUGGAUUCUGGACGCCAUCGACAAAGCCAACCUGGUGGUGAGGCCGCACGUGGCCGUGCUUCCUCUGGGCACAGGAAACGACCUGGCUCGGUGUCUGCGUUGGGGAGGAGGUUACGACGGUGAGGACCUGAGUCGCAUCCUGAAGGACAUCGAGGGCAGCUCCCAGGUUCUGAUGGACCGCUGGAGCGUGCAGGUCAUCAACGAGGAGGACCAAGAGAAGGGCGACCCCGUGCCGUACGAAAUCAUCAACAACUACUUCUCCAUCGGAGUGGACGCCUCCAUCGCUCACCGUUUCCACACGAUGAGGGAGAAGCAUCCACAGAAGUUUAACAGCAGGAUGAAGAACAAGCUGUGGUAUUUUGAGUUCGCCACCUCGGAGACCAUCUCGGCCUCCUGCAAGAAGCUCAGCGAGAGUCUGAGCAUGGAGUGCUGCGGGACUCCUCUGGACCUGGGCGCCCUGUCCCUGGAGGGCGUGGCCGUCCUUAACAUUCCCAGCAUGCACGGCGGCUCCAAUCUGUGGGGCGAGACCAAAAAGGGGGACGCUAAGGGGCCGAGCGGUCAGGACGAGCCCGACGUCAUCGUGGACCCGGAAGUCCUCAAAGUGACCGGUCAAGACCUGAGCGACCGCCGACUGGAGGUGGUGGGCCUGGAGGGCGCCAUGGAGAUGGGCCAGAUCUACACGGGCCUGAAGAGCGCCGUGAGGCUCGCCAAGACGUCGCAGCUCACCAUCAGGACCAAGAAAGCGUUGCCGAUGCAGAUCGACGGGGAGCCGUGGAUGCAGCCGCCGUGCACGAUCCACAUCACACACAAGAACCAAGCGAGCAUGUUGAUGGCUCCUCAGACCAAGUCGUCAGGAUUCUUCAACUACAAAUAGAAGCAGACUGUUUAGCAAACAGCACCAUAAAGUUAGUAGUAUUCCUAAAAAUUGAUUUAUAACAACUAAAAUCCAGGGCUUAAUAUAUAUUCAUUUUUUUGUUAGAAAUCAGAAAUGAACAUAAGAAAAAUAAGAUGCCAUAAAAGUGAAUGUAUCGCCAUUUACAACCAUGUGACUUCUCACAGCCAAUCAGAUCAUCCGAAUC
Nerophis lumbriciformis (worm pipefish) is the source of this 2651-nucleotide messenger RNA. RefSeq names its product diacylglycerol kinase, alpha a (gene dgkaa). Gene Ontology annotation, molecular function: calcium ion binding; ATP-dependent diacylglycerol kinase activity. Lineage: Eukaryota; Metazoa; Chordata; Actinopteri; Syngnathiformes; Syngnathidae. Gene Ontology annotation, cellular component: plasma membrane. The record is from RefSeq and is a predicted model, not a curated record. Gene Ontology annotation, biological process: phospholipase C-activating G protein-coupled receptor signaling pathway.